AAGGGGUAGUAUUGGAGUUUUAACCUAUAAAAAUCCAAAGCCAUUUUCCAUCUCUUGUUUUUGUCACACCACACAAACAAAGUCGUCUUUCUCAAGAGGGAGAGAGAGAGAGAGAAGGGCCAACGACCACAGACACAGACACCAAUAAACAAAAACCAUGAGCCCUUCUUCCAAGCAGCGGCAUCGUAGCUCAACCGGCGAAAACAAAUCAAAACCGGUUAGAUCCGGUUCAUCCUCCGCCAUACCGGAAUGGAUUACCGAAGCAACAAGCGGCGGAUCUCUACGCCGCGUAGAUCCCGAUACAGGCACAGACGGCUGGGCUUCUCCUCCGGGAGACGUUUUCUCUCUCCGCUCAGAUUCUUACUUGACCAAAAAACAAAAAUCUCCCGCCGGUGAUUACAUCCUCUCUCCCGCCGGCAUGGACUGGCUCAGAUCAAGUUCCAAGCUCGAAAACGUGCUCGCUCGUCCCGAUAACCGUGUGGCUCACGCUCUUAGAAAAGCUCAAUCUCGUGGUCAAUCUCUCAAGAGCUUCAUCUUCGCCGUGAAUCUCCAGAUUCCAGGUAAAGAUCACCACAGCGCCGUGUUCUACUUCGCGACGGAAGAACCUAUCCCUUCCGGUUCGCUUCUCCACCGGUUCAUCAACGGAGACGACGCCUUCCGGAACCAGAGAUUCAAAAUCGUGAACCGGAUCGUGAAAGGUCCUUGGGUAGUGAAAGCCGCGGUCGGGAACUAUGGAGCUUGUCUUCUAGGGAAAGCCUUGACUUGCAAUUAUCACAGAGGUCCUAACUAUUUCGAAAUCGACGUCGAUAUAUGCAGCUCGGCGAUCGCGACGGCGAUUUUGCGAUUAGCGUUAGGGUACGUGACGAGCGUGACGAUAGAUAUGGGGUUCUUGGCAGAGGCGCAGACGGAUGAAGAGCUGCCUGAGAAAUUAAUCGGGGCUGUUAGGGUUUGUCAAAUGGAAAUGUCGUCGGCGUUUGUGGUCGACGCUCCACCGCCGCAGCAAUUGCCGUCACAACCGUGUAGAACGUUGAGUUCGGCUAAAGUUAACCACGACGAAGACGAGGAUUGAGAUUUUUAAAAUUUGAGCCACAGGUCAAAAUGGUUUGUUUGAUAAUUCAUUUCUUCUCUUCUCUCUCUCUCUCACACUCAAAGAUCUGAAACAACAAUUUUACAUUAAUCUCAAUCAAAUCUAUAU
This is a messenger RNA of Camelina sativa (false flax), 1195 nucleotides long. Its product is annotated as protein ENHANCED DISEASE RESISTANCE 2-like. The record is from RefSeq and is a predicted model, not a curated record. Lineage: Eukaryota; Viridiplantae; Streptophyta; Magnoliopsida; Brassicales; Brassicaceae.